UGAGCAUUUGUGGGCUCUUAACAGAACACAGAUAUGUAGAACUCUUCUUGAAUUCUACAGCAGGAGCAAGUGGUGGUGCUUUUGGUAGCCAAAUGAUUGGAGACAUGGGCUUGCCAAACCAGUCCAGUUACGGUGGCCCAGCCAGCCAGCAGCUGAGUGGUGAUUAUGGAGGCGGAUGUGGUGGCCAGAGCAGCAUGAGUGGAUACGACCAAGUUUUACAGGAAAACUCCAGUGAUUUUUCAAUCAAACAUUGCAUAGGUAACCAAGGAGCAAUGAACAGCAGCUACUACAGUAGUGGAAGCCGUGCAUCUAUGGACGUGAAUGGAAUGGGAGGGAUGUCUAGUAUGUCCAGUAUGAGUGGUGGAUGGGGAAUGUAAUUGCUCGAUCCUGAUCACUGACUCUUGGUCAACUUUUUUUUUUAAAAGAAAAAAAAACUUCAGUUUAACAGUUUCUGCAAUACAAGCUUGUGAUUUAUGCUUACUCUCUAAGUGGAAAUCAGGAUUGUUAUGAGGACUUAAGGCCCAGUAGUUUUGAAUUUUUUUUGAUCCUACUAUCUAGGAUGUAACAGUAAAGCUGAGUAAACUAUAACUGUUAAACUUAAGUUCCAGCUUUUCUCAAGUUAGUUAUAGGAUAUACUUAAGCAGUAAGCGUAUUUAGGUAAAAGCAGUUGAAUUAUGUUAAAUGUUGCCCUUUGUCACGUUACAUUGAACACUGGAUGCAUGUUGAAAGACAUGCGUUUAUUUUUUUUGUAAAACUUAAUAUAGGAGCUGUGCCUACAAUUAAAAGUAAAACAUUUUGGCAUGUUUGUUCUAGUUUCAUUUAGUAACCUGUGAGGCACAUAAGUUUAAGCUUUUUUUUUUUUAAGUUAAUGGGAAAAAGUUGAGAUGCAAUACCAAUACUUUAGGAUUUUGGUCUUGGUGUUUGUGUGAAAUUCUGAGGCCUUGAUGUAAAUCUUCCAUUGUAGUGUGAUUUCCUUUUAGGUAUAUAGCGCUAAGUGAAACUUGUCAAAUAAAUCCUUCUAAAAACUGCA
Molecule: messenger RNA, 1030 nt
Organism: Rhinopithecus roxellana (golden snub-nosed monkey)
Lineage: Eukaryota; Metazoa; Chordata; Mammalia; Primates; Cercopithecidae
Product: heterogeneous nuclear ribonucleoprotein H-like
Exons: 5
Coding region: 93-377 (94 amino acids)
Source: RefSeq, a predicted model, not a curated record